AUGGGCCCCAGAGCAGGUACCCUGGUGAGCCUGGGUCUCAUCCUGUCCGUGUGGCUCACUGUCUACUGCUCUCGUCCCCAGGCUGAGGGCUUCUCCCAGGAAGGGCUGGAAGCCAGCAGCGCCAACCUGUGGGCCAAUGCUAACGCCUCCCUCCUGAAAGGCUUCUGGUGCCAGCCAGCCAGCCAGCUGUCCCGGGACCAGCUCUCAGCUCUGAUCAGGAGGAUGACGUUGCAGCAGGUGCCCCUCAAAGCCUGGCAGCUCUGCUGCCUGGCCAACCUGGCCGCCCUGCAUGGCCUCCAGGGUGACUUUUUGCUCCACCCGCCUGACCUGUUGCUCUUCUACAAUCCCCCACCUGCCUGCAGCCUGGGGCAGGUAAGGGAAGCCGACUGUCGGGCCUUCACUCGCCGUGCCGCCCUGGGGGACACUGAGCUGCUGGCCAACCUACCUGACCAGAGGGCCGCCCUGCAGCGUGCAGCCUUAGCCUGCCUGGGUGGGCCCCACCGACAGCUCAGUGCCUCAGACCUGCUUCUCCUUGGGAUCCUCGUGUGUGACAUGGAUGCGUCCAGCAUCCUGGCCUCGGACCCCCAUGUGCUGCAGAACCUGCAGCGCUGCCCCUGGCUGACCGCUGCCCAGCAGGCUGCUCUCAACACACUACUGGCCAGUGGGAGGACCACGCUUGGGCCCCCCGUCUCCUGGAACCUGGAGGGGCUGCAGGCUCUGGGACUGCUGGCCACCUACAUCAGCCCCAGCCUGUGGGUGCAGGUGCAGGAGGCUGUGGGCCUGGACUUCUUUGGCAGCAUGGUGGCCGCGUGCCGGGCAAGGCGGCUCAGCCAGCGUGACGCCAGGCGCUUUGUCACCAGCUUCCUUGAGGCUGAGGCCAAGGCCAAGUCAACGUCCUCACGGCCCAAGAGGGGCACAGCCACAGUGAGACCCUGCAUUCAAGGCAACAUCACAGCAGCCACGCUGCAGGAUGACCUCUUCCUGGUGCGCUAUGACUGCUCAGAGCUGGAGUCCUGCCUGGGCAGCCAAGUGCUCGAGGCCAACCUGGACCCCCUGCUCCAGCACCCGCUGCCUGCUGAGUGCCAGCAAAUCAUCAAGGCCAAGCUGGCUCAGAUCUACCCGAGCAGCAUCCCAGAAGAGCAGCUUCGGCUCAUCACCUCACUGGUCUACCUGUACUCUCACACGGAGAUCGGCCAGUGGAACAUCACAUCUAGGGAAACAGUCAUGGCCCUGCUGGCCUCAGACGUGGCCCUGGAGAACCAGACAGAGCCCCACCAACUCCGGUCCUGUCCCCAGGCCAUCCUGCAGAAGUUCCUGGACCACAAAGGCAAUAUCACCAGUGCACUGCUCGUGGCUAUUGGGGGCUCCCGCCUCUGCUGGAUGAGCCCCCUGCAGAUCCAGGCUAUCCAGCCCUCAGAGUUCCGGCUGGCCGGUGCCCUGGACAUCUCCUCCUGCCCCCAGAGCCGGAAGGACGUGCUCUAUUCCAAGGCCCGAGAGGUCUUCAGCAGCGCCAGGACCAUGGCUGCCUACUACCACUUCAUACGCCCCUACCUUGGUGGUGCCCCCUUGGAGGAUCUGCAGCACCUGGCCCAGGCCAACGUCUCCAUGGACAUCCACACCUUUACCAACCUGAACCCCCGCGUGCUGCAGAGCCUAAGCGUCGACGAUGUGACGAUGCUGCUCGGCCAGAACGUGGGGGACCUGCAGAAAGCGCGCAGCCACCCGACCAUCAGCUCCUGGCUCCGCAGCCUGAACAGGUUGGCUCUGGGCAAGCUGGGCCUGGACACGGACCCCGCUGGCCCCACCGGCCCCACCCCCUCGACCACUGGGACUCACAACACAACUCCCUGGGUGUCCCCUCCAGUCUCCACAUCCAGCGGGUCUGGAAACGACGCCCCCACCUCAGGCAGCCCACCAGCCCACCUGAGGUAUCUGCCACUUGCCAUGGCCUUGCCCUACAGCCUCCUGUGGCUGCUGUAUUGGGACACCCUUUCUCUAUUGGUGGGGCCCUUUUGGGACUGCUCACCGGGCACCUGCACAAUGGCUUCCAAAGACAGCAAUGUGCUGGCAGCACAUGCAGGAAAAUUGGGGCUGGUAGGUGGAGCUGGACGCCAGCCCAGGCCAAGAUGCAGGCCCCAGGCCCAGGGAACCUGGCCAUAUCCCACAGCCUAG
Messenger RNA from Pteronotus mesoamericanus, 2172 nucleotides. Its product is annotated as mesothelin-like protein. Gene Ontology annotation, biological process: cell-matrix adhesion. Lineage: Eukaryota; Metazoa; Chordata; Mammalia; Chiroptera; Mormoopidae. Gene Ontology annotation, cellular component: cell surface. The record is from RefSeq and is a predicted model, not a curated record.